AUGUCGCCCGCACUGGGCGUUCGGGGGCGUGGCACCCUCUGGGCGGCGCUCCUGCUGGCCACCACUGCAUUCUGCGGUGCUGCCUGGGGGGCGCCUACACUGGGUGGUGCAGCGGAAGCGGCGGUGGUGGGGCAGAAGCAGUCGCACCACCAUUACCACCAUUUGGAAAUCGGAGUGCUGGGCAAUACGCCUACGCUGAUGGAGGCGAGCACCGCCAGAGGUGGGAAGCAUGGAACAGUGGCCACCACUCAGGCACCACCAAACCACAGCACCACCGCCACCAGCACUACCACCGCUACCGAGAUGGCAAGAGCCACAGAUAAACUAGAAGUGGCCAAGGAAGUGCCAAGCGCUGAGGCAGAAGCAUCUGCAUUCAGAAGCACCACUGAAGGUAGCACCACUGAAAAAAUCGGCACCACAGAGAUCAGCAGCACCACUGAGAAACCAACUGCGACCAAUGAAACACUCAUAGGCACUACCACAGAGAGACCCACAACAACAGUAGCAGCAGCACCACCAAGCAAGGAAAGUAAUAAAGAAGAUUUGCAAGUGGUGCGGCUAUUAGACUUAGAGCACACUGUGGCACCACCGCUGGACAGUGGUCACGAUGGCCUCAAGCUGACCAGGAAGAAGCAGCUUCUGGAGCAACACUUUCCCACCACCACGGUGGCCACCACCACCAUUGAAACGGAAAUGGAACGAAUACCCAUAACCAGCAGCAGCACCACCACCACAGUUUUAAGCAGCAGCACCACCAGCGCACCACCCCUCCCGUUUGCGUUCCCGACGCUGCGACCCUCCAAUCUUGCCUUCCUGGAAGCGAUAUUUUCCAGGGCGCCACCUUUACCCAGUGACUUUCCGGGAAUAAAAACUACCACGACACCACCAACGCCAUCCACGUUACCGCCGCCGCACCAUGGCUACCUGGGACCGAUAUUUAUGGGUGAGAGAACCAUCGGAGUGGUGCAUCCCCUGAAGAAACCACAGCCAUCGAGCCACCAGCACGUGGCUUCGAUUGAGAGCCAGUUGCGGAAUGGCCGCUUGGUGGAGAUUCUGGCGCCCACGGCGCUGCUCGAGCAGCUUCCCGAGCCCAGCACCACCCAUGCACCAGCACCGCUAGGAGCUGCCUCGGUGCUGUCCACCACCGUUUUUCAGGUGCCCGAUCUUCAGACCAGCACCACCCGUCUGCCCGCAAGCAACAGUAACAACAAUAAUGUCGCUGGUGGCGCCGAGGUGGUUGCACCACCGCGCACCGAGUCCAAGAUCUCGGACAUCCAGAUCGAGGUGUACGACUCCACGGUGGAUUCGAUAGUGGCCUCGACGAAUUUCCGCGACAGCGACGGCUUCUAUGCACCACCGCAGAGCCCUGUGGAAACUGGCACCACCAAGCCGCCGCAUGAGAUUGCCUUGCCGCAGGAGCGGUUCACCCAGUAUGUCAUCGAUCGGGCGGAUGUGUCCACCCAACCGGCAUCGGGUGGUGCCGGUGGUUCUGGUUCUGGUUCUGGCGCAGCGGUUGGCAAGCCAGAGCCGGCGGCCAUCGAAAUCCACAUAAAUGUGUCCGAGGCAUUCGGCAGCGAGAGCGAGGAUCUGGAGUUCUCCUACCGGCAGCCCUCGCUGGUGGCCGAUAAGUCGGGCAAGUCCGGCGAUGAGAUUUUGGUAGUUGAGAUCAUUGACAGCGGCGCCGACAAUAGCAGCUCGGAGUCGGGCGGCUCAUCCGCCUCAGCGAGCGGGGAGCACAUCAAUCCGAUCUUCACCUUCCGCAACUCGGAUGCGGCGGCAGCACCACCGCCCCCUGUUCGCCCGCCGCAGUCCGUUCAGGAUGCCGACGAGCUGUUCAUGGCCGACCUGAAGGACGGCGGCGGUGGUGCAGUGCCACGCCCGCCGCCUCCACCUCCGCCACCACCACCGCGCAAGCCCAGCAUCGAUCGCGAUUCGGACACGAUCUUUUACAUAUCCAACACGGAAGUCAAGGUGGGUGAAUCGCUGCCGACGGUGAUGCCAGCGGGUGAGCAGCAGCGCAAGUUCCUGCUGGAGAACCAGUUCUUCCCCGCCAGCUACGUGAUGGAUUCACAGCAGCAGCAGCAACAGCUGCAGUCCCAGCAGGCAGAUGAGGACAUCAUCCUAUCACCACUGCACCACAAUGCGGAUGGAUUGAAGAUCUUCCGCAGCUCCUCGUCGAGCAGCGGCGAUGGAGCACCGCCACUAGACGUGACCUAUGUGGGUGAGUCGGUCAUCGAGGUGGAGCAACAGACGCAGGGUUGGAGCAGCACGUCGCCACCGGGACAACAGCAGCAGCAGGACAUAAUCAUCCAGCCGGCAGUGCUGCCGGAUUUGGCUAUCGGUGUGCCCGUCAUCGGGGAACUUCCACCGCAGAUCGAGCUGAAGGAGAUCGACUACAUGCCAGGCGAGUUGGGAAUGGGUCAGAGCGGUAUCGGCAUCUACGAGAACGACAUCCAGAGCAACAGCAUUGACAGCGAACCGGAUGUGAUCGAGAGCUCCAUUCAGUACGGUGGCGAUCUAAUCGACGAUGGAGCAGGCGGUGGCUUCGAUGGCGUUGAGGGCUCCUAUCCCUUCGAAAGCCCCGCGCACCGCCAGCAGCAAGUGGGUGUGGCCCAUGGACUGAGCCACCAGCCCCACCGCCAGUCCGCCAACCACUUGCACCGCGAACAGCUCCCUGUGGCCGAAAUGGUCAAUGCCACGCUCCUCCAGCGAUAUGAUAGUGGAUCUGGAUCGGGAUCGGGAUCGGGAUCGGGGUCUGCCUCGGCAAUGGCUCCUUUGCUCGCAAGUGGAAGUAGCCGUUCUGGAAAUGCCACAGCUCUCUCGGAGGAUCCACUGGCUGACUACGAUGGAUUCUUCAAUCUUUUUGCUGUUUCCAUGGGCCUCAUCAUUGUCAUCCUGCCCUCAGCUCUUCUGGUAUCCAUGUACUGCGCUAUAAAGUAUGUGCUGAGCAAGAACUCAGGAGCGGGCACGGGUGGCGCCCAAGGCGAUGACAGCGAGCAGGGCCAGGACUCCAAGCACGAGUCGUCAUUCUCGUCAUUCUCGUCAUCUGGCUCGGCCGCCGCUGCAACCAUCCCGCAACCAUGUCCACGCCCAGUGCCACCGCACCACCCAACGCCCACUCCGAGGCCCUCGAGCGGCGUCAGUCAAGGCCAUUUACUGACGCCUGGUCUGGAGUGCCUCGAGUUUCGAUUCGAAGGAGGCGGGGUGGGCCAGGUGGGCGAGGUGGUCCUGGGUCUGGAGGCGAUUGCUGAUGGUGACGGUGAUGGUAAGGGUAAUGCCUCCUCUAUUGGCGGCGCAAGUGGUGGCAUUGGCGGUGGCGGCUUGGCUCCCUGUGGCUCCGUCACCAAGAUGACGCUCAAAGAUAAUCAUCUGAUUGUUGUCACCGAGGAGCGGCACGACAUUUCACGAAAUGCCCGAGAGACGAAAAUGCAUACAGACAAGGACGGUGUCUUCGUGGUGGAGGUGGCCCGUGGCAUCGACUCCAAGCAACUGACAGGCGAUCUUUCCGGCGUAACCUUGGACGCCACCGAACUGCCCUUCGACAACAAACUGGCCCCGAACGGGGGGCACUUGCUGGAAAAGACUCUGCCGCCCAGCCGCGAACAGGUGCAGAUCCAUGCACCACCCCAGGAUUUCGCCAAUGGCCAUCCUGCUCCACUGCAUCUCAUCGAGGAGGCGGAGGAGCACGUCGCCGAGGAUCUAGGUCAGCAGGCAGUCGAAACCAACUCUAAUUUGGCACGCACUGGACUCUCGCAAUCGGAUCUCAGCUCGACUUCGUCCAGUGACUCCAACAAGCGGUACUCGUACGGCAACCAGGAGCUAUAUGUCAUCGAACAGCCGGGCUAUGCCACCAGCUCACCCACAGCAAAGCCCAUAUUGAUAAGUCCAAAUCAAAAUGCAGGCCAGGAUCUGGAGCAGAAGUCACAGUUAGCCACCAGUGCUGAACAAACCGAAAUCGAUUCAAGCCAAGGAUCUAAAAAGUCAGAUGAAGAAGUUGCAAGGCCAGCAGAGGCGAUGAAAGAGGUUCUUUCAGAAAAGGAGUUGGCCAAUCCUGCCCAGAAAGAGGUAGAUACCCUACCUGAACAUGAGGGCAAGACCUCUCCCAAAGACGCGGUAGAUGAAAAACCAGAAGAGUCAGUUGCUCCGGAAAAGGUGAAAGAGGUUCAACCCAAAGAGCCGAAAGUGGUUUCACGCAAUGAGGAAGAGGUUCCACCAAAAGAAGAUAUGCCUCCACCAACUGUUGAAGUCUCUCCACCAAAGGAAGAGCAAGUUGCGAUUGCGAAUGAGGAGGAUGAGCAGAAAGAGCAGGAUCAGGAGGAGAAACCAGACAACCAAGCCAAAGUCCAAGCCGAGUCAAAACCAGUUCCCACUGAAAAGGAGGCAGAGUUACCCGGUGAAUCACCGAAACCAGAGGAGACAGUGGAAGUCCAAAGCGAGCCGGAGGCCGAGAGCAACUACGACAGUCUGAUGAGCCUGCCGGCGCCACCAUCCACUGAGGAGAUCAAGGAGCUGGGCGACUACGCCCUCAUGGAGUCCAACCAGUUGGACAGCCUGCCACCACCACCACCGCCGCUCCAGGAUGUUCCCAGUACUCCGCCUGCGAGCGGGAGGCCCGCUACCAUCAAUGUCAGCAAUGGGAAUGGGAUUGGCAAGGUCACGGUGGUGACCACCGGCGCCGGAGGAGUUGGUGGUGGGGCCGAGGAGCCCUCCACCCUGACACCACCCGCCUCGCCGCCCGCCACUCCUCCGCCAUCGCAGACAUCGACGCAGUACGCCAGCAAUGGACUCUCCAAUGGCAUCCAUGCCCUGGCCGUGGUCGAUGUGAAUGGCAGUUAAGAAAGGCCAGGUGAGAUGGUCACAUAAGUAUAUAUGUUUUUUUUUCAUCAGAUCUCGUAGAGAUCAGCCGUGGUGGCGAUAUUAGCUAUACCACGAAGAGAAGGAUAGCUCGUAAGGAUUACUAGGAGUACUGAAAACCCAAAUAGGGAAAACAUGAAAUGUGGCAAAAACGUUCUCAACCAAAAACUUAAAUUUAAAUAUACACGUACACUUAAUAGAGAGAAACUUUUUCCACUUACUGUUUGUUGAUUUUCGAAUAUAACGAAUAAUAACAAUUAAAUGCGAUUAAUAUAAAAUAUAAAUAUAAAUCAGAAUUAAUUGUUUGUCUAUUUGCGGCUGGCGGCCUCUCCCCCCACCUACCAUCCACCCACAACCACCCACUCGACCCACUUCCCACUCCAUUUCGGGGGGUCGGUGCGGAUAACGAGUAUUUCAAUGUCUAUAAAUCUACAAUAAAGCUAACAAAAAAUACAAAAAUAACAA
Messenger RNA from Drosophila erecta, 5319 nucleotides. RefSeq lists its product as uncharacterized. Lineage: Eukaryota; Metazoa; Arthropoda; Insecta; Diptera; Drosophilidae. The transcript is spliced from 5 exons. The coding region runs from base 1 to 4836 and encodes 1611 amino acids. The record is from RefSeq and is a predicted model, not a curated record.